Messenger RNA from Babesia sp. Xinjiang, 3462 nucleotides. Its product is annotated as GPI ethanolamine phosphate transferase 3. The record is from RefSeq and is a predicted model, not a curated record. Gene Ontology annotation, molecular function: mannose-ethanolamine phosphotransferase activity. Bases 1 to 3462 code for a protein of 1153 amino acids. The transcript is spliced from 5 exons. Lineage: Eukaryota; Apicomplexa; Aconoidasida; Piroplasmida; Babesiidae. Gene Ontology annotation, cellular component: endoplasmic reticulum membrane. Gene Ontology annotation, biological process: GPI anchor biosynthetic process.
AUGGGAACCGUCACCGGGUGGAUGUGUCGGUUGCUACUGCUUUCUUUGGUAUUGUUUCUACUUACGUUUUUCGGUUUAGGUGUGGCUUUGUUUGCUAUCAACGUCAAUGACAAGAGCACAUUCAAACCCUAUGCAUCCGAUCGUUUUGUACUUCCAUUUCCACCACUAUUUGAUGAGUUUGAGUUGGAUGGCAAUAUAGCUGUAAAGUCUUCUGUGUCUAAGACCCGUGGUAAUCCGGAGACUUGCUGGCGUCGAGUUGCCCCUGAAUAUGAGACAUAUAUAUCAGGAAAGGGGCGUGUAUUCGAGUAUGUAUCGCCUAAACGUUUCACUGUCGGCGGGGACAUGCCGCCAGGGUGGCUGUCGUACACUCCCCUGGAUUCCAUGGUACUAGUCAUACUUGAUGGCGCACGUACCGACUAUGCCCUCUACGAUCCUACCAUGAAGGCAGAUGAGGCUCGUGCAGUGUUCACUAACCAUAUGCCGGUAUAUCAUGAAUACCUAUCUUCUCCUUCGACUCGCAACAACUGUCGUUUUUACCGUUUCGAAGCGCCAACUCCUACCUUCACGGUGUACUCUUUAAAAUGCCUUUACACGGGUGAGACUCGUCGUGGCAACAUGAUGGCACAAUCGACCUCGGUCCAGCAACUUGAAUUGGACAACGUAGGAUAUCAGUUGGCGGACAACGGUGAUACUCUUUGUCCUUUAGGUGAUAAAAUAACUUUUAGUUUUAUGGGUCCUGACCGCAUAUUCUUAGACUACACUGGUACGGGAAUCGACAUUUAUGACAUGGAACGUCCUGAUUCGCUUGUUACGGCCAAUUACAAGGAAUGUUUGGAUCGUUGUGAUGUUAGUAUUUUGCAUUUGCUGGCGAUAGAUCACUUGGGUCAUGCGGGUAAGCGUGUAAGUCCGGAAAUGACCUAUUACUUGGAUGACUAUGACACCUUUUUGCGUAAGGUCCUUUCGGAAGCAAGUGAGAAGACGAAUAGUAUGGUAUUUGUGUUUGGUGACCAUGGUCAAAAGACCAACGGAUCUCAUGGUGGUGGUACAAAGGAGGAAGUGGAUUCUUUUUUGUUUGUAUUAUCUGAUCUGGAGUUGACUAAGGUUUCGAGUGGUAGUUGUCACAACAACGACGCUCCAAGAGGCUACGCUAAAGAUCACAAUGUUCUUAAUGGCGAGUUUUCUUUGAGUUACCCUGUCCAUAAGUCUGCGCACAUCAAUAUGGCAAGUACACUAAGCUUGUUGAUGAACAAGCCUAUGCCUUACCACAGUGAGGGCAGUUUAAUAAAGGAUGUGGUACCAUUGAUAAAGGACUCACGUGGUCACGUGAAUAAGCUCCUUUCCAAGAAAUAUAUGACGCAAUUGCUUCACGUUAUUGCGCAUCAGAUGUUGCGUACGAUAGACACUACCGUAUCGGAAUCUGACAAGCUCAAGUACGUCCAAGUAUAUUCUGCUGUAUCUCGUGAGCGUGCAGUGUUAUCUUACUACUACAGUUUCGUGCGCAGCAUGGGACGUGACCAGUUUGUUCCCACAGUGAUGAUGGAUAUAUGUACUGCAUACAUGGAUCAGUGUGACCGUGUUAUUGCUGCUUCUAAGAAAUUGCUUGGUUUAACAAACAUGGCUGUUACUCCUGAGUAUAUGGUUUCUUCGAUUUUGUUUAUGGCGUUAGCGUGGAUGCUUUCGACCUACCUAAUUCUGGCGGCGUGUCAUAUAGGUUACAGGUCUAAGCUUUCGGAAUCUGAGUUACCCCUUUCGACGAAUCAAGGGUUCGGUUCUGUGACGAGUGUAGUAUCUCGCUGCCUUAUUAAAUUGAUAUUGUCUGGUGUGACGUCUGGUGCGAUAGUGUCUCACAUGGAGUACGUAAAGUCACAGGGUCCUCAAAACGCACGGGUGCCUCUACGUCUCUCUGUAAGCAUCUUCAAACGUUUUUUAGGACCAUUUGAGCGCUGGUGUCAACUUGAUGGCCAACCGCCGGUAUUUUACUUUUUGUGCUACCUUGUGUUCACCUUUGCGACGUUGUUUUUGCUUGACAUCCCAUUUUUUGUACGUCGUUUUCUCUUCAUGUAUCGUAAUACCAAAUCGUUUGAACAACCGUUGCCCAUUGGCAACUUUGAACCUCAUUUGGAUGCAUUUUUAUCAAAUAUUGGAUCGUUCAAUCCUGUUUGGCCCAUAUUGCUACUGUACGUUGUGUUGGUGAUCAAGACCCUCGUAUCACAAUGCGCCAUUCUGUCUCACGACACACUGUUACAUCAUAUUGUUUUAUUUUGCUUGUAUUUUGCGAUAUAUCCAGCUGUAAAACGUAUGGGUUCUCUGAGAUUGGACGGUGCCUAUGUGAACUUCGGUGCGAUUUGUUUCGUGUUAAAGUUUUCCUACUUGAUCCACUACUUUGUGGAGGCCAGGCAUAUAGGAGGCAUGUUACCAAGUUGGUACGUUCGUGUGAACGAUUUGUUGCGUACAUUUGAGAUUGGAGCGUUUGUAUUGACAUUAUUUUACGUAACUCUGUUAUUUUUGCUUAGUGGUACCGAGGUUCCUGGCGCUGAUGUAAGGUCGUCAUCUCCGCUCAAAGAGCUUUACAGUACCCCCGUGAAUCGCUUACUGUUGCGAUUCAUGUGGAGCUUACAGUACUUGUUGUUGUUGUUCCAUUACGCUAUGAAGUGUGAACGGCAUUAUGUUACUGGGCCACUUGUAAAUUGGCUCAGCAUCCAUUUGGCUAAGGCUCGCAACGCAGUGGUUGCAAGAACGCUCUUGGGUGUCUAUAGUGCUAGAGCGUUCGCUGUUUUGGCUAUUAUGGUAUGGUUGUUAUUUGUUGUGAACCCCUUCGGUCUGGUGGACAGCAGUAAUGGAGGACCUCACCAUCGGUCAAGCCGUUUAUUUUGGUGUAUAGUGAACAUGUUUUGGAUGACGCUGCUCCUGAACGGUCCCAGCAAAGCACUGGGUACAUAUAUGUUCGCAUGUGUGUUGUAUAAUAUGUUAGCUUUACUGUUAAAGUUGCGUGUAAGUACCCGUUUGACUUACGUGGUGUUAUUUUUGGUCCUGUGUGACCUGAUGUAUUUUGUUGCUGGUCAUCAGGAUUCUGUCUUUGAGCUUGAUUUCGACUCUGCAUUUUUAUUUUUUGACUCAUAUGUUGGUAGUCUAUGUGCUCUUGCUGUAUUUUUUGCGUUUGCAAUUUUUAACAUUGAUGUGAUCUGCGUGUUAUUUUAUACAUUCCUUUUACGGAGCGAGAUGGACUACAUAUCUUUUAAUUCCGAUAAUGGCGAUUCUACGUCAUUGCCUGAAAAGAGGCAUUUAUCGGAUAAUAAGCUGCAUUCUUGGGUGUAUUGCGACAUAUUUGCCGCUGUAGGGGGGUACACUUUUAUGGCAUGUAGCCAUAUGUUGUUCGUUUUGUCAGUUUUGUACGCUUUAUCGGAGAAUCAAUGCGUGAGUUUACAACAUUACUUUUUUUCACGUUUCGAAGGCCAUCACUGA